Molecule: messenger RNA, 3545 nt
Organism: Bicyclus anynana (squinting bush brown)
Lineage: Eukaryota; Metazoa; Arthropoda; Insecta; Lepidoptera; Nymphalidae
Gene: PrBP
Product: retinal rod rhodopsin-sensitive cGMP 3',5'-cyclic phosphodiesterase subunit delta
Exons: 5
Coding region: 258-731 (157 amino acids)
Biological process (GO): sensory perception of light stimulus
Cellular component (GO): cytoplasm
Source: RefSeq, a predicted model, not a curated record
CAAUAGUUUUUGUUUGUAUUUUUAAGUAGCUCAGCAACGUGAAUAAAAUUUUGUAAUAUUUCGCUUAAUGAAAAUUACUGUUGCUAUUAAACUCUUUUACAUGUAUUAAAUAUAUAUAUUGUGCUGAAACAUUCUAGAUUCGCUUUCGCUGUAUUGUUUCUUUGAUAAGCGUUAUCCAACUGCUAAGAGUGUGCGAAAGACAAAUUAUUGUGUGUUUUUCUACCUUUACCUGUAGUUUAAUAGUUUAACUUAACACGAUGACGGAACUUAUGCCAGCCGAUGAGCCCGAGCACGAGCGAAUCAAAUCAGUCCUAAGUGGUUUUCAAAUCAAUUACAUGAAUUUGCGAGAUGUAGACACAGGUAAAGUUCUUUGGCAGCAUAAUGAAGACAUGUCAAAUCCGGAUGUCGAGCAUGAGGCGAGGGUCCCCAAACGAAUACUCAAGUGUCGGGUUGUAUCCCGUGAGAUGAACUUCAGCUCUAUAGAGUCCAUGGACAAGUUUCGGUUGGAACAAAAAGUAUUAUUCAAAGGGAGAUGUCUGGAAGAAUGGUUUUUCGAGUUUGGCUAUGUGAUACCUAAUUCCACCAACACUUGGCAAUCCAUCAUAGAGUCGGCACCAGAAUCACAGAUGAUGCCUGCUAAUGUUCUAAAUGGUAAUGUCGUGAUCGAAACAAAAUUCUUCGACGGAGAUUUGCUGAUAACAACGUCGCGUGUCAGAUUAUUUUACGUUUAAUGAACCCGUCUGUGUAAAGCACUUCUGAAUACAAUGACUUGUAUGUAUACUACUAGAACUUUUGUACGGAUUUAAGAAAUUACGAAAUAAUUUUUAUUUAUAUUUCUGUACAGUUAAGUCAGCCAAUGACGAUCAGUUUUAUCAGACGUCAAGCCGUUAGCGCUAUAGGCAUGUGAGAUUACUUGAUCGUCAGUGGCUGACAUUACAGAAAAAAUAACACAAAGAUUUACAAAUGUAACAUGAAUAUACCUUGAUUUUGGUUAAUUAACGGUAGGUUAAAUUAUUAUGUGUUUUUUGGGAAACUUGAAAAAUUAAUUUAAUUUUACUUAAAAAUAAGUAUCUAAGAAUGGAUAUUUAUAUGAAAUAAAUCCCCGCGGUUUGACCCGCGUAUUUCUCAUGAGAAUACGGGGAUAAAAUAUAGCUUACGUUCAAUGGUGUUAGAAGAAGAAAAAAGAGGCAUAUAGGUUAUACGCGACCGUAAGUAACACGGUAAAACUAUGCUAAUUAGCAAACCUGAGCUCAGUCUCAUGUGGUUUAUGUAACCUAUGUACCUCUUUUUUCUUCUAAUAUCAUUGUUUACGUUACUUGAUGAAGAAGUAGUACAUCCACAUGAUGAAAAUAUUUCAAAAGUGUUUGAGUAGUUUUUAAGUUGAAUCAACAAAUAAACGAAAUAUCAAAUCUUACCUCUUUAGUAUUAUAUAUCAAAUAAAAGUAAUUCCAAAAAUCAGUUAAUAUUUCAAUUGUUAAAAUCUAGAAGUAUACAUGGAGGUCAAUUUAUAGCAUUUAUCCAUUGGCCUCUUAUAAUAAAAAGACGCACAAUCAUGUAGAAAAUUUCAUUUAAAAACUGGCUUUGACAGUUUUAGGAAAUUAUAUAUUGGUAAAGAAAAUUAUACCUAAAGGACUUUAAAUAUAGUCCAAUAUUCAAUAAAGUCCCAAAUUCAUAGCGAAUUAAACCUUAGGUUGAAUUUGUAAAUGCGACUACUUGAAUUGAGUGCCAAGGAGUUGUGUUUGGCACUCAUUGAGUGGGGACGUUUCUUGGUUGCUGAUUGUGCAUCCACUUCUUUAUAAGAGAUGCAUUUACCUAAUAUUUUGUUUAAAUAAUAAUGUAUUAGAUUUGUAAACACAUUUUAAUGUAUUUAUUACCUGACUCAAUAAUUGUUGUUUUACCUUAUAAGUCACACACAAGGGUAUUCGAAAUAGUUUGGCAGAUUCUCAGACCUAUCCGAUAUGCACACGAAAUUUCAUUAAAAUCGAGCCAGCCAGCUGUUUCAGAGGAAUUUGGUAACAAACACCGGGACACGAGAAUUUUAUAUAAUUAUUAGAUUAGAUGUAACAAAUAUAAUGUCUUUUAAAGAUAUUAGCUAGUAAAUUGAAUCUGAAAUUAUCCUUAUUAACGCUAUUUAAGAACUGGUUUAAUAAACUGUAAACUACAAGUUGCAAACAACGUAGCAUUUAUUUUGUUUAGAUAAAUGAAAUUAUUUGAGUUUGUAAAUGCAUUUUUUAUUUUAAUAUUUUUUUAAGUAUAAAUAAAAUGUCCUCUAAUUUUUAUUAUCAGUAUUUUUAAAUAUUAAAUGUUCUUAAACAUAUAUUGCUUCUUUAGAAUUAUAAAAAAAAACAUUAACUUGUAUGAAUACAAAAUUUGUUCCAAAGAUACACGAAAUAAAUGUUAAAGAAGUUGUGUUCUAGUCAAAGUAUUUAUAUUACGUUCGCAUGCAAAAUUAACCCCUUUUUGUGGAUACAGAAAAAUGAAGUCGAUAAUUAGCGCCACCUGUUGCGAUGUGCACAAUAGCAUAAAAGCAACCUAUAUCCAUAGACAAUAUAAAUAUAAUACCAACAAACAGCGCCAUCUAGUGCCUUGUUGAAUCAACGUAAUAUACUUUAUCCUAGCCAAUGGAAUACUAUAGUCCGAGGUUUAUCACUGAAAUGUUAUUUUACUAGUAAAAUAACAUUUCAGUGACAAUAAAACUUGUCAAUUUAAUUUUAUUAGAGCCAUACACGUUGUGCACUGUUAACCAACAAAGUACCAACAAAUUAGAAAUGAAGGUAAAUACGCAUGUCAUUUUAUAACAUAUUUAUUUUAAAUUAUUGUAUUAUUAUUUUAUAAAAUAUUAUCCAAAAUACAUACAUUGACUACAAUAUUUAAUUGUCUUAACCUUAUUAUUCAAAUUAAUUUAAUAGGUGUGAAAUGGCUUGGGAUUUAUACCCUCAUUUUUAAUUCGUUUUUUGGUAAAUAGUGCACAUCGAGUACAGCAUAAGUACUUUGCUUGGAGUAGUUGGAUUAGCUUUGGGUUUUAAAAGCAACAUUGAAAUGUUAUGAAUUACUAAAUUUAUUAACAAUAAUAAUAAAAUCUCAAUCCUACAGUACCUAUUGCUGACAUAAGCUGAUAAUAGCCGGCGAGUAAUGUGUUUGUCUAUUCCUUCGCUCACUACCCCCAAACUAUAGGAUCUCUAUUUAGCAAUUAAAAUGAAUUCUGCAAACCAAAAAGUUGCAUUUAUUUUACCUUUUCAGAUAACUUAGGCCUGUUGGCCUAAUCACUAUUUUGGUCUUUAUUAUUAACCUAUAAAAAAAAAACAAAUAAAUGGAGAAAUGUCAUCUAUCUUCUUGUAUAGUACUAACUGUAGGUCUUCAAAUUUAUAAAUAGAAAUAUUUAUCAUUAUCAGCCUUUUAUAACAUCAACAGCUUCUGUGUUAUUUUGUAAGAAUAAUGUUUUUAGGGUUCCGUAGUCCACAAGGAACCCUACUUAAAUUAUUAUGGUGUACAAGUAAAAAUUAAUGUUAUUAAAACUUAAGGGAAUAACAAAAUAAAUGCCUAAA